Molecule: messenger RNA, 291 nt
Organism: Prunus armeniaca (apricot)
Lineage: Eukaryota; Viridiplantae; Streptophyta; Magnoliopsida; Rosales; Rosaceae
Source: the annotation of a GenBank genome assembly
AUGAGAGGAACCAAAACUGAGCGCGAUCGAUCUAAACCCCUACGGCGACGAAGCAUUGUGCUCGUCUUUAAGCUCGCGGUGUCGACGACGAAAUCGAAGCGGCUCUUCAGAGAAAUGUUACAAAGAAAGACAGGGAAAACGAAGGUUGAGUAUAAUGUGAUGAAAUAUGCAGAAAGUCGAGAAGGCUUUGACGAGAGUAGUUGGGCUAUAGAGUUGCAACGAAUGUGGAGAUUAAGGCUCGAUUUGUGGAGGAAGCUCCUAAGCUGCCCAAAUUUGCUCAGAAAAAGGUGA